GAUUGACCCAACCACGAGAAAUCGUAACGACGUCGUCUUUGUUGACUCCUCUGUUCUGCGCAUCUGUCCACUGACGUGUUCGCCUAUCCAUUUGCAGCCGUAUUGAAAGCUCGAUCUCAUGGAUGUUUUCCAGGCGUCUUGGGUAUACUUGUGCCAGGCUUCCGCCGGGAUCUUUUCUCUCUCGUUGCUGCUUAGAUUUGGGAAGGUCACGCACAAACUUGGAGGAGGGAAGAGUUGGAAGAACCGAACCAUCCGUGUUCAAAGAGCAAGAACAGAGACUGCCUUCCUGGGAUUUGUUCCGUGCCCAUCAGCUGCCUCUUCCUACGAUCGACACGCAUGCUCCGAAAGUUUCCAGCUUUUUGGACUUUCCUUCUUCUUUGAGGCUUGACGACCCGCAUCUCUCUCUCUCGCGCGCGCGCGCGCUCGCGUGCGCGGAUACUUCGAUUCUUGACCUCCAACGCACGCUGAAGACUCGGAGGGGCGGCCCAAGGUGCGUCUUUUAUCCCGAAAGGUGACGACUUGGUGGGAUUCGAGGACGGAUUCCGGGGGGUGGGGAGGUGCAGCGAUUGGGGGGCGUGAAAAAUGGACGGUCUGAUGUUGAUGAAGGGGGUUCCGUCGACGGGCCUCGCCGUCGGUCGUGACGUCGCGUCACGGCACCACCUUCCGGCGGCGAAAGUUUACGCCUUGGGUCCUCGGGCAGCCGCGGGGAGCGGUGGGAACGUGGUGGAGGCGUCAGCGGCCGGUGUGGCGGCGAAGCGGUCGUAUAUGUUCCCGCUGCCGCUGAGGCGACUUUGGCCCGAUGGGGGUGGGGCCGUCGCGGACAAGGGGAGCGACGACGUUGCCGCGGCAGAAAAGGUGGAGAAAUCGGUGGCGCUGGAGGAGGAGGAGCAGGAGGCUGUGGCGGAAGUGGCGGAGCACCGGAGGGACAACUGGGUGUUGAAGAUACUGAGAGUGACGUCGAUGUGGGCGGAGAGGGAGGAGCCGGAAGCGGGCGGCGACCGGGAGGUGGCGGCUGUGGAAGACGGCGACCGGUGCGUCGGUUGCGAAAGCUCCCCCGAAGAUGGCUCGGAAGGGUGCGUCGUCGAAGACGAAGAAGAGGAGAAGAUGGUGUUCGACCGGGAGUCCUUCUCCCGGUUGCUCCGAAGGGUGUCUUUGGUGGAGGCGGAGCUCUACUCCAAGAUGGCCUACCUUGGUAGCCUGGCAUACAUCGUUUCCAAGAUCAAGCCGAAGAACCUCCUGAAAUGCUAUGGACUGCGAUUUGUAACUUCAUCACUGGAGAAGAAAAGCACAUCUUUAAAUUCGGAUGAGCAGCUGGAACCAUCUCAAGAUCAAGAACUGAAAGAGGAGGUCCAUGAGGUGGAAGAUAAUGACAAAAGGAAGGGAAAUAGUACUGGCAUAAGUGCAUCUGCUGCUUAUCAAAUUGCAGCUUCGGCUGCUUCAUAUCUGCAAUCUCAGACGACGGGAAUUCUUCCUGGUAAGACAGAGACAGGCAAGGAUUCAAUAGAAGGAAGCAGCAAAAAUAAAGAAGGUGGGACUCUGAGUCCAGAAGAGGCAUCAUUUAUGGCCACUACAAAUUCUGUCACUGCUGUAGUAGCUGGGAAGGAGGAGAUGAGACAAGCCAUUGCCAAGGACUUGAACACAGCCAAGUCUUUACCUUGUGAAUGGUACAUAUGUGAUGAUGAUAAAAGUGCAACAAGAUAUUUUGUCAUUCAGGGUUCUGAGACACUGGCUUCUUGGCAAACAAAUCUUCUUUUUGAACCCAUUCAAUUCGAGGGGCUAGAUGUACCCGUACACAGGGGUAUCUAUGAGGCUGCCAAGGGAAUGUAUCAUCAGAUGUUACCGGAAAUCAGAUCUCACAUGAAAUCUCAUGGUCAAUCUGCAACUUUGCGCUUCACUGGUCAUUCGCUUGGUGGAAGCCUUGCGCUGCUUGUGAAUCUUAUGUUACUAAUACGAGGAGAAGCACCUCCUUCAUCCUUGCUCCCUGUUAUAACAUUUGGUGCACCAUCGAUAAUGUGUGGAGGUGAUAACUUGCUUCGGAAAUUGGGAUUGCCUAAAUAUCAUGUCCAAGCCAUUACUAUGCAUAGAGAUAUUGUUCCUCGAGCCUUCUCCUGCAACUAUCCAGAUCAUGUAGCUAAGAUUCUCAAGGCUGUUAACGGCAACUUCCGAGAUCAUCCAUGUCUCAAGAACCAGAAACUGUUAUAUGGUCCCAUGGGGCAGCUUCUGAUACUACAACCUGAAGAGAAGUUCUCUCCAUGCCACCACCUUCUUCCCCCAGGCAAUGGCCUCUACAUCUUGGGCAAUUCAUUAGCAGACUCAAAUGAUACAGAAAGGCUACUGCAUGCUGCAACUUUAGCUUUCCUAAACUCUCCCCACCCUCUUGAGAUUCUUAGUGACCGCUCUGCAUAUGGUUCUGAAGGAACAGUGUAUAGAGACCAUGAUACAAAUUCCUACUUGAGGUCAGUCCGUGGUGUGAUCCGCCAGGAGCUUAAACUCAUUAGAAAGGUCAAGAGGGAGCAACGCCGUAAAAUUUGGUGGCCUCUUGUGGCCACACAGGACAUGCACCCCAGGGUUGUCACCUCCAGAUCUGCUGGAUCAACUAUCUCCACUCAACGCAACUUCAGCUUUGCCGGUGUUAUUCACGGAGGAAGGCAAACACUGAAACGGUUUGGAAGACUGGUUGCAUCGCAGCAUGUUCAUAUAUUUGUCGUGCUCUUUUUUCCAGCACGGUUAUUGCUCUUGGGAGCAUUAUCUGUGAUUAAUUGCAGCUGACUGAAGUCAGUUGCUGUAAUCUGCUGCAGUGGUUACAUUCUUUAUUCAUCAUACAAUUCUUUCAUAGAAUUCUGGAAUAGAUGGAAAAAUUGUCAUUAUUCACGAUAAAUAGAAAUGAAUAUAUAUGUCUCAGCAAAA
Molecule: messenger RNA, 2907 nt
Organism: Musa acuminata AAA Group (dessert banana)
Lineage: Eukaryota; Viridiplantae; Streptophyta; Magnoliopsida; Zingiberales; Musaceae
Product: phospholipase A1 PLIP2, chloroplastic-like
Exons: 5
Coding region: 583-2769 (728 amino acids)
Biological process (GO): lipid metabolic process
Molecular function (GO): glycerophospholipid phospholipase A1 activity
Source: RefSeq, a predicted model, not a curated record